Molecule: messenger RNA, 882 nt
Organism: Diutina rugosa
Lineage: Eukaryota; Fungi; Ascomycota; Pichiomycetes; Serinales; Debaryomycetaceae
Gene: SPS20
Product: Sps20p
Exons: 1
Coding region: 1-882 (293 amino acids)
Biological process (GO): fatty acid catabolic process
Molecular function (GO): 2,4-dienoyl-CoA reductase (NADPH) activity
Source: RefSeq, a predicted model, not a curated record
AUGCCCAACACCCUUGACCAAUCGUUCGUCAAAAACAGUCCCUGGAAGCCCGACAUCUUCAAGGGCAAAGUGGUGUUCGUCACCGGCGGUGCCGGGACCAUUUGCCGGGUGCAAACGGAAGCGAUGGUGUUGUUAGGUGCCGACGCUGCCAUUAUUGGUCGUAACGUGGCCAAGACCGAAUCCGCGGCUAAGGAAAUCGCUCAGCUCCGCCCCGGCGCUAAAGUCAUUGGCAUCGGUGCCGUCGACGUUCGUGAAGUCCAGCAAUUAAAGGACGCUGCCGACCGCACUGUGCGUGAGCUUGGCCGUAUUGACUUUGUCAUUGCUGGCGCUGCCGGUAACUUCUUGUCCGACUUCAACCACUUGUCCUCCAAUGCGUUUAAGCUGGUGGUGUCGAUCGACUUGUUGGGGUCGUACAACACGGUCAAGGCGACUUUCGACGAAUUGAGAAAGAACAAGGGGGCGAUUCUUUUCGUUUCAGCGACGUUGCACUACUACGGGGUGCCGUUCCAAUUGCACGUGGGUGCGGCCAAGGCUGGGGUCGACGCGUUGCUGAACGCGUUGGCGGUGGAAUUGGGGCCCUUGGGCAUCAGAUCCAACUGCAUUGCCCCUGGUUUCAUCGACGGCACCGAAGGUUUUGCCCGGUUGGCGCCUCCCGCCGAAGACGGCGCCCCCGGUAUGGAACUGAAGGUGCCCUUGCAAAGAUUCGGGACCACCAAGGACAUCGCCGAGCUGACGGUGUACUUGUUCUCGCCUGCCGCUGACUACGUCACCGGUACCAUCCAAAUCGUCGAUGGUGGUAUCUGGCACAUUGGUGGCUUCACCAACGCCUUCUACCCGCAAGCGAUCAUCUCCGCUAACCUGGACCCCCAAAGUAAGCUUUAA